UUAUAAUCAAUUGAAAAUGGCGUUUUGGAAACCUGGCACCACAGCACCUGGUAGUUCUCUGGACAGAGAUACGGAAAAUGAGACGGGAGAAGCGGUGGUUGCGCAUGCGGAAAAACAGUACCGUCACCUUACACUUCAACAACAACGAGAGCGAUUACCCGUCUUUAAAUUAAGAAGGACCCUAUUGUAUUUGGUGGAGAAAUAUCAGACUACGAUCGUUGUUGGACAAACUGGUUGUGGAAAAACAACACAAAUACCUCAGUACUUGAAUGAAGCAGGUUGGGCAGUGAAUGGAAAACAAAUUGCUUGCACACAGCCUCGUCGCAUUGCAGCCACAUCCGUAGCCCAACGUGUAGCAGAAGAAAUGAAUUGUCCAUUGGGAUCGCAAGUGGGUUACUUGAUUCGAUUUGAUGAUCAAACGAACAGCGAUACCAAGAUCAAGUACAUGACAGACGGCAUGCUUUUUCGAGAGACCAUGAUCGAUCCACUGCUGACAAACUAUAGUGUCAUUAUGAUUGAUGAAGCGCAUGAACGUAGUUUAUACACGGAUAUUUUGAUAGGUGUGAUUAAAAAAAUUCAGAAAAAGAGAUCGGAUUUAAGAGUGAUUAUAUCAUCUGCCACCAUGGAUGCCGAACAGUUUUAUAAAUUUUUCAACCAUAAUGCAAGUAAAGACCGUAGCAAGGAUACAGCUACCAUUGUUUCGUUAGAAGGAAGAAUGUUUCCUGUGGAUAUUUUGUAUGCAGAGAAACCAGUGGUAGAUUAUAUGGAAACAGCCAUCCAAACUGUCUUUGAUAUCCAUACAAAAGAACCUGCAGGUGAUAUAUUAGUGUUCUUGACAGGACGUGAAGAAAUUGAUACGGUGGUAUCCGAGAUCUAUGAACGCGGUAAAACUCUACCACAAAAUAGUUUAGCUGUCAUGCCUCUUCCUCUUUAUGCUGGACUUACAAUCGAAGAGCAAUUACAGGUCUUUGAAAGCGCACCGAAAUACACACGAAAAAUCAUUGUAUCGACGAAUAUUGCAGAAGCUUCUGUGACAUUGGAAGGUAUUGUGUAUGUGAUUGAUACUGGGUUUGUCAAGGUACGUGCGUAUAAUCCCAAGACGGGUAUGGAAGCGCUGGUCGUGACACCGGUCUCCAAGGCCUCGGCCUUACAAAGAGCGGGUCGAGCAGGUCGAGUGAAAGCCGGUAAAGCAUUUCGAUUGUACACAGAAGAGACCUAUAGAGGUUUACGAGAUACCAGUAUUCCCGAGAUUCAACGAAGUAAUUUGGCGCCUGUGAUUUUACAAUUAAAGGCCUUGGGGAUUGAUAAUGUACUUCGCUUUGAUUUUAUCACACCACCACCUGCCGAAUUAAUGAUUCGUGCACUGGAGUUACUUUACUCACUCAACGCCUUGGAUCAAGUAGGACGCUUGACCAUCCCAUUGGGUAUGCAAUUGGCCGAAUUCCCCGUCGAUCCCAUGCUGGGUAAAAUUUUAUUAGCUUCCAAAGAAUUUGGAUGUAGUCAUGAGAUUGUGACCAUUGCUGCCAUGAUGUCUGUACAGAAUAUCUUUAUCCAACCCGCCAAAGUACCAAAAGAGGUGAUGCAUGAAGCCCGACGUAAAUUUUGGGUGGAGGAAGGAGAUACCUUAACCUUGGUGAAUGUCUAUAAUGCCUUUAUCAAUAAGGGCAAUAAAUCCGGUAAAUGGUGUCAUGAUCGAUUUUUAAAUUUCAAGGCGUUAUCGCGUGCCAUGACCAUCCGUUUACAAUUGAUGAAGUACUUGAAACGAUUUGAAAUUCCCUUGAUGAGUGCAACGUCAAAGUAUCCCAAAACAGAAGAAGGAAGACUGGCGGCCAGUCAGGAUGUGCGAAAAUGUAUCACCAGUGGUUAUUUCUCCCAGGCGGCGAUAGCAGAACCCGAUGGCAGUGGAAGGUUUCGAACCGUGCGGGAUAAUGUGAUAUUACAUAUCCAUCCAAAUUCCGUCUUAUUCAAUCGUAACCCCAAAUGUGUUGUAUUCCAUGAAGUCAUUGAGACCACACAAGCCUACAUGAGAGAUCUAACUGUAAUUGAACCUGAAUGGUUAGCUGAAUUAGCACCUCACUUUUAUGAAUACAAGAAAUAAAGGAGGGGGUUUUUUAUUGAUUUUUUAA
Molecule: messenger RNA, 2126 nt
Organism: Mucor mucedo
Lineage: Eukaryota; Fungi; Mucoromycota; Mucoromycetes; Mucorales; Mucoraceae
Product: P-loop containing nucleoside triphosphate hydrolase protein
Exons: 6
Coding region: 17-2098 (693 amino acids)
Cellular component (GO): catalytic step 2 spliceosome; intracellular anatomical structure
Molecular function (GO): RNA binding; ATP binding
Source: RefSeq, a predicted model, not a curated record